Acanthosepion pharaonis is the source of this 3069-nucleotide messenger RNA. The record is from the annotation of a GenBank genome assembly. NCBI's taxonomy places the organism in Eukaryota, Metazoa, Mollusca, Cephalopoda, Sepiida, Sepiidae.
AUGCUUGAAAUGUCAGAAAGCCAUCAUUGGUCACCAUAUUCACACUCUUCUAGUGUUAUUAGUACAGUACUGUCUUCUCUGAAUAACGAUGGCUUUGAUGUGAAAGCCUUGCGAGCGUUCAGAGUGCUGAGGCCUUUACGACUGGUGUCCAGAGCACCAAGUUUACAAGUAGUUUUGAACUCAAUUCUUCGAGCAAUGGUGCCUUUGCUACACAUAGCAUUACUCGUUAUAUUUGUCAUUAUCAUCUUCGCUAUCAUUGGCUUAGAGCUGUUCUCAGGGAAAAUGCAUGAGACUUGUUUCAGUCUUGACAGUGGUAAAAUAGCGUCAUCGAAACCACAUCCUUGUGGUACAGGCUUUGUUUGUUCAAAUGGAACAGAGGAAUGCAGAAAAUACUGGAUAGGUCCAAAUGACGGGAUUACUAACUUUGACAACUUUGGCUUGGCCAUGCUCACAGUGUUCCAGUGUAUCACGAUGGAGGGAUGGACUGGAGUUCUUUAUAACAUCAAUGAUGCUGUGGGUAAUAGCUGGCCUUGGAUCUAUUUCAUCAGCUUGAUCAUCAUUGGGUCAUUCUUUGUCCUCAACCUUGUACUUGAAAAACAGCAAAUUUUCAAAAAUAAAGAAGAAAUUGACCUCAGAGGCUACUUAGACUGGAUCACACAAGCCGAGGAUAUAGACCCAGAAAAUGAAGAGGGUGAAGAAGAAGGUGCCACCCCUAAACACAAUAAGCCAAGUGAUACAGAAUCAUCUGAAAAAAAUGAAGACCAAGAAAGCGGAGAAACGCAGUUAACUUGGUGGCAAUUAAAAAGCCGAAGAUUACGAAAAUGGAACCGUCGAUGUCGGAGCUUUGUUGUGAUCUGCAGCAUUGUUGAAGUAAUCUUAAUCCAUACAAAUGUGAUCAAACCUCUGGGAGUCAGCGUGCUCAGGUGUGCACGUCUGCUAAGAGUUUUCAAAGCAACACGAUACUGGACAUCUUUGAGAAAUUUGGUAGCCUCUCUAUUGAACAGUAUGCGUUCUAUUGCAAGUCUGCUGCUGCUCUUGUUUCUGUUUAUUGUGAUAUUUGCCCUUUUGGGGAUGCAACUUUUUGGUGGUAAAUUUAAUUUUGAUGAGACACAAGCGAAGCCUCGCAGCAACUUUGACACUUUCUGGCAAUCACUACUCACUGUGUUUCAGAUCCUGACUGGUGAGGACUGGAAUGAAGUGAUGUACAAUGGUAUCAAAGCAUAUGGGGGUGUUCGCAAUGUUGGAUUUCUUGUCUGCCUAUAUUUUGUUAUACUAUUCAUUUGUGGUAAUUAUAUCCUCCUGAAUGUCUUCUUGGCUAUUGCUGUGGACAACUUGGCUGAUGCUCAGUCUCUCACGGAAAUUGAGCAGGAAAAAGAAGAAGAAAAAGCACGAAGUCAGUCAAUCCGAAGAUCCAAAAGUAAAUCCCCUGGCCAAGAAGACAAAGAAGGUGAAGUAAAGGCAAUCGAGGAAGAUGAAGGAGUAGGACUGAACAGUAAUGGCGAAGGAGAAAGUUCACGAAACAGAGACAGUGCAGAUGACCCACAUGUCAGAAUUGACUUAAACAGUGAUGAAGUUAGUGGAGAAUAUAGAGAGAAUAAGCAGGUUCCAAGUCAUGAAGAAGAAGAAGUAGCUGAAGAUCAAGGAACUGAAGAUGAAGCAGUUGAAGGAGAGGAAGAUGAAUCUCAGACGGUUUCUACAGCACGUCCGAGGAGAAUGUCAGAAGUCAAAAUGCCUGACAAGUUCAAACCUAUACCAAAAGCCAGUGCUUUGUUUAUUUUUUCACAUGACAAUAGAUUCCGUGUGUUUUGUCAUUUUAUCUGCAAUCAUAAUUAUUUUGGAAAUUUUAUAUUGGCCUGCAUUCUCAUAAGCAGUGCCAUGUUAGCUGCUGAAGAUCCUCUUGACCAAUCUGCUGAAAGAAGUAAAAUUUUGAAUUAUUUUGAUUAUAUUUUCACCAGUGUGUUCACAAUAGAGAUUAUCAUCAAGCUUAUUAGUUAUGGAUUGGUCCUCCACAAGGGAUCAUUCUGUCGAAGUUAUUUCAACUUACUGGAUCUGCUUGUCGUAGGAGUAUCUCUAAUUUCCAUCAACAAUGAAGCCAUAUCAGUCGUAAAAAUUUUGAGGGUCCUCCGUGUGUUGAGACCAUUGCGUGCUAUCAACCGAGCAAAAGGAUUGAAGCAUGUUGUACAGUGCGUGAUUGUAGCCGUCCGCACGAUUGGUAACAUUAUGUUAGUCACACUGUUGCUGCAAUUUAUGUUUGCAGUCAUAGGAGUACAACUAUUUAAGGGAACAUUCCACAAAUGUUCAGAUAAUUCAAAAAGAACCAUGGAAGAAUGCCAGGGUCAUUUUAUAGUCUAUAAAAAUGGCGAUAUAAAUUACCCUGAGAUUCAGACGCGAGAGUGGACAAAUAAUAAUUUCAACUUCGAUGAUGUCAGCAUGGCAAUGUUAACAUUAUUUACAGUAUCCACAUUUGAAGGGUGGCCCCAUCAAUCCAGAAGCCUAUCAAUACAUAUAAAAUGUUCUGCAGUUGAGAGAAUUCAUUGCCUUUCCACUCUACCUUGUUACAUUGCUCUCUUGGCCAUUGUUCAUUUUCUUGAUUUCUUCUUUGUUCCUUUUUCCUUUCUUCCUUUAUUUCAUAUUUCCUUCUUUGUACCUUAUUUACUUUUUUCUAUCUUUCUUGUUUCCUUUAUUGUUCCUUUUUUCUUUCUAGUUUCUUUUGUUGUUUCUUCUUUUUUCUUUCUUGUUUCUUUUGUUGUUUCUUCUUUUUUCUUUCUUGUUUCUUUUGUUGUUUCUUCUUUUUUCUUUCUUGUUUCUUUUGUUGUUUCUUCUUUUUUCUUUCUUGUUUCUUUUGUUGUUUCUUCUUUUUUCUUUCUUGUUUCUUUUGUUGUUUCUUCUUUUUUCUUUCUUGUUUCUUUUGUUGUUUCUUCUUUUUUCUUUGUUUCAUUUGUUGUUUCUUCUUUUUUCUUUCUUGUUUCCUUUUUUGUUUCUUCUUUUUCUUGUUUCCUUUUUUUGUUUCUUUUUUCUUUCUUUCUUUAUUCAUUCUGCCUUUCUUCUUAUAAGCUUAUGGCAUUAUGA